AUGCACGGCGUCACAGACGAGACGUUCCUCCCGCAGAUUGUCGGCGUCUUCUACGCGACCUUUGACCCUGUCGCGGGCCCAACCGUUCUCCACCAAGUCCCCGAACACCUCAUCUCAAGCAGCACCACCGAGGAUGGAGCCCGCUCGCCAUCAGGUUCUCGAUCUAGGAGUAUGACCCGCGGCUCACUAAGCACCGACCGGGGCCGGGAGCUAUCGGGACCUCGAAUGGGGCGCAACACCUCUCCCUCACCAAUGCGCAUGUCCCACCCCCAACCCCGUUCUCCACGCGACCUAGCCGGGAGCCUAUCCUCCUCUGCCACCCUCUCUUCAGGCCCCGGAUCGAACGGUACGCCGAACCAUUCUUCUCCGCUGGCCAACACAAUCUCCACCUCUACCACCGCAACAUCCACCCCCGCCCCCACCCCCGCCCCCUCGGCCCAUGUGCGCGCAGGUACGCCUGCUCCCCGCCAACCCGCCCUCCUCGAAUUUGGACCCAUUAGCGAAUACGUCAUCCCCAAAAAGUCAUUGCAUGGAAAGCUGGUCACGUUCAGGACUGAUGGGGCUUGGGACGCCAUGGGGGACGAAAGUGACGACUCGUCCGACGACGGAGACCACAAGUACGAGUACAGAGUUAUUGGGCUUCCAAUGGUCCUCGAGGGUGAGGGGGGCAAGUAUCAGCGUAACCAGUAUAUCUGGAAUUUGUGCUUUGUGUUCCGCGCAAACGCUAGCUUGUCUGCUUUUGAGCCAGUCGUACGCAAGACGGCAAGGAUAUUACGCAGUGCUGAACUCGAUACGGGGUAUUUGAGUGCGCCGCAGGCACAUCAUACACCUAUUCCGGCUGUGCUCGAGCAGAUCUUUGAAGACCUCAACUCGUACUCGGAGACGAGCAUUCCGCUGGAUGGGUAUAACAGUCUCGAACUCAAGUUGUUCCCCCACUACCCCAACCCGCCCGAAUGCAACGACUGGGACGUCCCCCUCGCCCUCGUUGACCUCAAGUCCCUCCGUGACCCAAAUUGGGACAUCACAGCCUCGCGUGUCGUCGAUUACGUCGAUGGCAUAAAUCACUGCGCGCGCAUUGCACAGCUCGCCGACGCCGACCCUGCGCUCGUGCGCGAGACACUCCGUCAUAUGCUCUACUACCAGGUUAUCAUGACGAUUGACAUCUUCCAGUACUCGAACAUGUACAAAAUCAACUCGUCAUUUCCACGCCUGGUGGCGGAAGAGAGUGUCAUCGCUGAAUGUGGGACCUACGUCACCCGUCCAAAUUAUCCCGUCCUCGACUGGCCAGCCCUCGCAACCAUGUACGCCAAGCUCAUGUCGGGCACCACCGUGCAGAAGUGGUGCGAAGAGAACAGCGUCCUCGAUAAGGGCAUCGACCCGCGCCGCUUCGUCUCAUUCGGCAUCAUCAAGGGUUUCCUCACACGUGUGCACCGCUGGCCCAUAAUGGUAGACCGGGUUGGUCCCCUCCUCCUAGGCCAUGGGCUGGGCCUAACAGGCGCCGGAGGAGCUGGUUCGUCAUUAUUGGCACCCGACCCCUCGCGCCGCCGAGUAGGCUUCCACAACGACUCGAGAGAGAGCCGCGACUUCCGCAACGAUUCGACGAUCACACGCGCCCUGCAGGGCGGCGAGUCGCUGUUCACCCUCCGUUCAGGUGGCAGUGCCGCCAGCAUAACGGGUAUCUCGCCAGCCAGUGGGGCCCCGAACUCGCCACCACGCAAGUUGAACCAGGGCCGCUCACUCAGCAGCGCUCCCGACCACCCUAGCGUCUCGAGCCGACGCACAAACACGCUGCGCUCGGGUGGCGGCCUGAGUCAGCUCACAACAAGUGCUGGCGCCGGCGUAUCUCAGAUCUCGAGGCAUGUCCAGGGCAGGCUGUACGAGCUCGAAGACGAGCUCCUGGGCUACCUGGACGGACACCACAACACGGACGAGAUCCAGGUGCGCAUGGGCAUGAACUGGACACAACUUGAGAAGGUGCUGGGUCUGGAUGACAUUCGUGAUGGAAUAGGGAGAAAGGGGAUUGCAAUGGUCACCAAGUAG
Cutaneotrichosporon cavernicola is the source of this 2040-nucleotide messenger RNA. RefSeq lists its product as uncharacterized. The record is from RefSeq and is a predicted model, not a curated record. Gene Ontology annotation, biological process: positive regulation of autophagy; negative regulation of TORC1 signaling. Gene Ontology annotation, cellular component: GATOR1 complex; vacuolar membrane. Gene Ontology annotation, molecular function: GTPase activator activity. The transcript has 5 exons. Bases 1 to 2040 code for a protein of 679 amino acids. Lineage: Eukaryota; Fungi; Basidiomycota; Tremellomycetes; Trichosporonales; Trichosporonaceae.